UCUCCUCCAGCCGGCGCCGCUAGACUGAAUCGAACGGCGUAAAGCUCGAGGUGGGAGCUCCUGGCCGACUCCAGCUGUCUCGCCAUGGCGCCUCCGUCAGUGUUUGCAGAGGUUCCUCAGGCUCAGCCUGUCCUUGUCUUUAAGCUCACUGCCGACUUCCGAGAGGAUCCGGACCCUCGCAAGGUCAACCUGGGAGUGGGAGCUUAUCGCACAGAUGACUCCCAGCCCUGGGUUUUGCCUGUAGUGAGGAAGGUGGAGCAGAAGAUAGCUAACGACAGUAGCCUAAACCACGAGUACCUGCCGAUCCUGGGCCUAGUGGACUUCCGGACCCAUGCUUCCCGUCUUGCCCUUGGGGAUGACAGCCCAGCGCUCCGGGAGAAGCGGGCAGGAGGUGUGCAGUCUUUGGGGGGAACGGGUGCACUUCGAAUUGGAGCUGAGUUCUUAGCACGAUGGUACAACGGGACAAACAACAAGGACACGCCUGUCUACGUAUCCUCACCAACCUGGGAGAAUCAUAAUGCUGUGUUUACUGCUGCUGGAUUUAAAGACAUCCGGUCCUAUCACUAUUGGGAUGCAGCGAAGAGAGGGCUUGACCUCCAGGGUUUCCUGAAUGAUUUGGAGAACGCUCCUGAGUUUUCCAUCUUUGUCCUCCAUGCCUGUGCACACAACCCAACUGGGACGGACCCAACUCCAGAUCAGUGGAAAAAGAUUGCCACUGUCAUGAAGCGCCGGUUUCUGUUUCCCUUCUUUGACUCAGCCUAUCAGGGCUUUGCAUCUGGAGACCUAGGGAAAGACGCCUGGGCCAUUCGCUAUUUUGUGUCUGAAGGAUUCGAGCUCUUCUGUGCCCAGUCCUUCUCCAAGAACUUCGGGCUGUACAAUGAGCGUGUGGGGAAUCUGACCGUGGUUGCAAAAGAGUCUGAUAGCAUCCUGCGGGUCCUUUCCCAGAUGGAGAAGAUUGUGCGAAUUACCUGGUCCAACCCCCCUGCUCAGGGAGCGCGAAUCGUGGCCACUACCCUCUCUGACCCUGAGCUCUUUAAGGAAUGGACAGGUAAUGUGAAGACAAUGGCGGACCGGAUUCUAACCAUGAGAUCUGAACUCAGGGCACGAUUAGAAGCUCUCAAGACCCCUGGCACCUGGAACCACAUCACUGAUCAAAUUGGAAUGUUCAGUUUCACGGGGUUGAACCCCAAGCAGGUUGAAUAUCUGGUCAAUGAAAAGCACAUCUACCUGCUGCCAAGUGGUCGGAUCAACAUGUGUGGCUUAACCAGCAAAAAUAUAGAUUAUGUGGCCACCUCCAUCUAUGAAGCAGUCACCAAAAUCCAGUGAAGAAGCAACAGUGAAACCAGCACCACCAAAGCAGUCCUGUCAUGUCUGUUCCCUGCCUGCCCAAACCUAGUUGUACACAUCACAAAUCAGACUUUUGUGGGACUGAAAGCCCGCUCUGGAGAGGUGGCCUCUGCUUAAACUGGCCCCACAUGAAGAGAGCAUCCCUUGGAAAGUAACGCAGGCCUGGGAUUAGAGCCCUUUUGGAGGCCAGAGCAAAUUAUGCUUUCUAUUUAAGAAUAAAACGGUACUUUGAUCAUGAGACAUAGAUAUAUUGCCCCCUUGCUAGAAGCAGGAGUCUUGCCUGCGUCACUUGUGUGCUUCUGUGUAUUGCUUGACUCUCUACGAAGUCUAGUCCCAAAAUUCAAAUUGUCUAAAGAAGCACGUGUGAUUGUAGGUGUUGUCUGUCAUUAAAACUCGUCAUCUCUACCCGGAGUGUCUGUCUCCCUGCUCUUUCCGCAUGAUUGUGUCCCUAGCCCUAAGCUUUAGUUCCCUAGGGCAGCCAUGGUAAGAAAUAAAUAUAUUUAUAUCACACACAUGCACACAUUGAACUGAAAAGUUUCACAAAACGGUACUUGCCCUUCUAUGUGCAAUGCAUUCUGAUUAUUUUUCUAGUCCAUUCUACUUUGUUGUGUUCCAUUUCACUGAAGAAAUAAAAGUGCUGAUUGAGAA
Messenger RNA from Pteronotus mesoamericanus, 1995 nucleotides. RefSeq names its product glutamic-oxaloacetic transaminase 1 (gene GOT1). The coding region runs from base 85 to 1326 and encodes 413 amino acids. Gene Ontology annotation, biological process: L-aspartate biosynthetic process. The transcript has 9 exons. Lineage: Eukaryota; Metazoa; Chordata; Mammalia; Chiroptera; Mormoopidae. The record is from RefSeq and is a predicted model, not a curated record. Gene Ontology annotation, molecular function: L-aspartate:2-oxoglutarate transaminase activity; pyridoxal phosphate binding. Gene Ontology annotation, cellular component: cytosol.